Cloeon dipterum is the source of this 2421-nucleotide messenger RNA. RefSeq names its product ezrin/radixin/moesin family protein merlin (gene Mer). The record is from RefSeq and is a predicted model, not a curated record. Bases 412 to 2196 code for a protein of 594 amino acids. Lineage: Eukaryota; Metazoa; Arthropoda; Insecta; Ephemeroptera; Baetidae. Gene Ontology annotation, molecular function: actin binding; integrin binding. Gene Ontology annotation, cellular component: adherens junction; cytoskeleton; filopodium. The transcript is spliced from 5 exons. Gene Ontology annotation, biological process: negative regulation of cell population proliferation; regulation of organelle assembly; regulation of hippo signaling.
AGCGUAGAUUAUUCUGGACUACGCGGGAAUUUUCAUUGACGGCAGCAUGACUCAUGGUGGCCGAUCCGUCCUUGGUUAAAUUUAGACAGACACACAAUCCAUGGCGUGGAGAAUGCGGUUCCGAAUAACAUACACGAUUCGUUGACGAAUUGUUUCACCGAAUGCAAGAGCAAGAGUCGGCGGCAACCGCGAAUCGGCCCUUCUUCUCCCCGCACCUGCUGCACCGGUCCUCGGCAAACACUUGACAGGCCACGCCCCCUUCUUUCACUCCUCCCGUGUUUACGCUGUCCAGGGCGUGCAGGGCGCGUUGCCCUGGGACCCUUUCGAGGCUGAGACCCUCUCUGUGGCGUUGCAGGCGAUGUGAGCGGCGCCAGGGCGGCGGAGGAGGGUGCAGAAGCAGCAGCCAGGAGGAUGCCGUUCCGCAAGGGUUCGAAGCGCUUCCCGGUCAAGCUGACGACGCUGACCGACGAGCUGGACUUCGAGCUGGACAGCAAGGCCACCGGCCGCGCCCUGCUCGAGCUGGCCUGCCAGUUGAUCGGCCUGCGAGAGGUCUGGUACUUCGGUCUGCAGCUGGAGAAGGCGCCAGCCGCCAGCUGGAUGCACAUGGACAAAAGGGUGCGCGACCAGGUCAAAGCCGCCGACCAGCCAGGCCUGCCCGUCAGGGUCGUCCUGCUCGCCAAGCUCUACCCUGAGAACGUGGCCGAGGAGCUGCUCCAGGAGAUCACCCAGCACCUGUUUUUUCUCCAGGUGAAGCAAGCGAUUUUACGGAUGGACAUCUACUGUCCGCCCGAGACUUCAGUAUUGCUAGCGUCGUACGCGGUGCAGGCGCAGUACGGCGACUACGAUGACCAAACCUACCAGCCAGGGAUGCUCUCAGGCACCGAUUUACUGCCCCACAGGGUGAUCAGUCAGUACCAGAUGACGCCGCAGAUGUGGGAGGAGCGGAUCAAGACGUGGUACGCCGACCACCGCGGCAUGGCGCGCGACGAGGCCGAGAUGGAGUACCUGAAGAUCGCGCAGGACCUGGACAUGUACGGCGUCAGCUACUUCGCCAUCUCGAACAAGAAGCACACGGAACUGUGGCUCGGCGUGACGGCGCUCGGCCUCAAUAUCUACGAGAUGGACAACAAGCUGAUUCCGAAGACGUCGUUCGCCUGGUCCGAGAUCCGCAACGUCAGCUACGAGGACAAACGCUUCACCAUCAAGCCCGUGGACAAGAGCGCCUCGAAUUUCGUCUUCCACUCCACCAAGGUCAAGAUGAACAAGCUCAUUCUCGACCUGUGCAUCGGCAACCACGACAUGUUUAUGCGCAGACGCAAGCCGGACACCGUCGACGUCCAGCAGAUGAAGGCUCAGGCCCGAGACGAGAAGGUCCGCAGACAGAUCGAGCGGAACAAGUUGGCAAAGGAGAAGCAAUUGCGCGAGGCGGCCGAACGGGACAGGUCGGCGUUGGAGGAGCGGCUGCUGCAGUAUCAGGAAGAAAUCAGGUUGGCCAAUGAGGCCCUGCACCGCUCCGAGGAGACUGCCGAGCUGCUGGCCGAGAAGUCCCGCGUCGCCGAGGAGGAGGCCAUGCUGCUCAGCCAGAAGGCCGCUGAGGCGGAGCAAGAGCUGACUCGGAUGCGGCUGAACGCGAUGAAGACUGAGGAGGAGAAGAACGUGCUGCAGCAGAAGACGCGCGACGCGGAAAUCCUGACGGCGCGGCUGGUGGAGGAGAGCGAGCGGCGCGCCAUGGAGGCGGACAAGCUCAAGGACGAGCUGACGCGCGCCCGCAAGGCUGAAAAGGCGGCCAAGGAGCGGCUGCAGAACUUCCUCGCGCGCAACAGCCUUCCCAUGUACCCUGAUCCGGCCGCCGCCGCCCCUCCAAAGGAUCUUUCGAGCGCCCUGGCGCCCCCACCGAGGGCCUCCGCGGCCUCGGUUGCGGCCUUCGAACUUGUCUGCCAGGACGCGGACGUCGAGCAGCUCUCGCUCGAGAUCGAAAAGGAGCGCGUCGACUACAUCGAGAAGAGCAAGUACCUGCAGGAAUCGCUCAGGGUGCUGAGGUCGGAAAUCGAGGAGCUGAAAGUGGGAGAAAAGAACUGCGUGCUGGACGUGCUUCACGCGGAGCAGCUGCGGCUCGGAGAGGAUAAAUACUCGACCCUGAAGAAGGUCAAGUGCGGCUCGACCAAGGCCAGGGUCGCCUACUACGAGGAAUUGUGAAUGGACAAUACUACAAAUAUUAAGUUUAGCUAAAACAAGUGCCUUAAACGAUGCAGCUCAUUAGCAGCGGAUUUCAAUCUCUCUAAGCAAUCAAGGCAGUUUUGUGCCUUUUGUCACACAGUCAGAAGUGAUCUUUGUGCCGCCCGGAAUUUGUAACCACGCGUGUGUGCAGCAUUUUAAAACGACGAAUUAUCAAAAGAAAUAAAUUUUAAUACACGAAAUCAA